CACGGAGAAACCUGCACCUAACAUUUUUAGAGAUAAAACAAAAUGACGGCGGUGACAGAGGAUGAAAAAAAUGAAAUUAACUCACCUAAAACAAAUGCCUUUUCGUUUAAACUAACAGCAAAGGCGGGAAAGAAAGUUCACAAUGCUCAACCGAAAUCCUUUAUCAAUGAAAAUAAGAUAAAUAACGAUGAAAAAGAGUUUAUAGUUGCAGCAGAGGGAAAACAAUUAAAAAGUUCAGUGACGAAAAAGAAACCAACACAGCUUGUUAUUCCAUUGAUUCAGAAAAAUAACUGGCGUGUCUCAGAUGAUGCUGACCAAGAGGCUGCUGAAGAAAUAAUAAAAUCUUUGCGAGAUGAAGCUGAGAAUGAAUCAGCAUCUAAUUUGUCCAUUCCAAUUCUGAUGCGAAACAAGUUACCUGCCAAAAAAGACGUUGAUGUAGGAGAUGAAAUGCAUGAUAUAUCAUUGAGACCAGAACAGAGCUCAAUGGAUGAUUAUGAAAACAUCCCUAUAUCUGCAUUUGGAACAGCAAUGUUAAGAGGAAUGGGCUGGAGUGAAGGAAAACCAAUUGGUUUGAAUUCAAAAGGAUUAGUCGAACCAAUCGAGUAUAUUCCUCGUCAUAAAGGACUUGGUCUAGGUGCUGAAAAACGGAUGCAACCUCAAUCAAAACGAAAAAGAAAACUGGGCGAUGUAAAACCAGAUGAAAAUCGUUACACGCCUAUUGUUGAAAAAGAUGGUAGAGUGCGUCAUGUGAAAGGUGUGGGUGAAGAGGUAAAAAAAAGACCAGAAGGUUUUUUUCCAGAUGCAUUUGUUCAAAUUACAGGAGGGGUGCAUAGGGAUCUAUAUGGAAAGAUAAUUUCAGUUGAUGAAGAUAACGCAAGAUUGUCUGUUGAACUUUCUUUGAGUGGAGAGGUCGUCGAAAUUAGCCAGUACAAUUCGUAUUUAGUUGAUGAAGAUGCGUAUAAAGCCGCACACAAACAAGAAAGAAAAAACGACUCCUCAAAAUCAGGGCGUGUAGAAAAGAAACAGAAAGAACACAUCGAGUACGACACACGCUCAGACGAUGAAAAAUCAGAACCAAGUUGGAUUGUACCUGGCAUACGUGUGCGAAUAAUUAGUAAAAAAUAUAAACAAGGGAAAUGCUACAAUAAAAAGGUUCGUAUUCUCGAUGUGAUCAGCCAGAGUUUAUGCACUUGCCAAACUGAAGAGAAAAAACUUUUAGAAGAUGUACGUCAAAAAGAUUUAGAAACGGUGAUACCGAAAAGUAAAGGAGCUUACGUGAUGGUCAUAGGUGGCAAAUAUCAAGGACAGUUGGGUAAACUCAUGGAAAGAGACAAAAGCAAAUGCAAAGCAACGAUUCAACUGACGUCAAAUAAACACAUCACGAAAAUUAGCUAUGAUUACAUGUCGGAAUAUGUGGGGGAAUUGCCCGACGAUGAAUUUUUAUAGCAUUUAUUAUAUUUAGUUGUUAUAUAAUUUCAUCGAUUUUUUUUCUUACAUUUGAAUUAAAUGUAUAUUAUGUUUUUAUGGUAUUUAUUUUCAAGAAA
This is a messenger RNA of Hydractinia symbiolongicarpus, 1544 nucleotides long. RefSeq names its product G-patch domain and KOW motifs-containing protein-like. The coding region runs from base 43 to 1446 and encodes 467 amino acids. The transcript has 14 exons. Gene Ontology annotation, cellular component: spliceosomal complex. Lineage: Eukaryota; Metazoa; Cnidaria; Hydrozoa; Anthoathecata; Hydractiniidae. The record is from RefSeq and is a predicted model, not a curated record. Gene Ontology annotation, biological process: mRNA splicing, via spliceosome. Gene Ontology annotation, molecular function: nucleic acid binding.